Messenger RNA from Symbiodinium necroappetens, 672 nucleotides. Lineage: Eukaryota; Dinophyceae; Suessiales; Symbiodiniaceae. The record is from the annotation of a GenBank genome assembly.
AUGGCUGGCCAGGCCAUGCGAAGAUUGCGCCAUCGAAGUCUUCUGACUGUCAUACGCUCUUACAGACGAAUAUUGCGCAAGGAGCUGGCCGCAGGAUUGGGCUCUGUUCGGCAGAUUGUCAGAGAAGAGCUGGAUCGAGAAAGCAAUGCCAGCGACACCGAGGAAGAAGAACAAGAUGAUGAAGACGAAGAAGAGUGGAAGCUUAUCAUCUGCGUCCGCCAUGAUCUCAACAUGUCCGUCGGGAAGGUUGCUGCUCAGGUGGGCCAUGCGGUACAUCACUCUGUGACCCACUCUGCGUGGAGGGAUCUCAAAGAUUGGGAAGAGUCAGGAUCGAAGAAAGUUACAUUGAAGACAGAAAGCGAGGAAGAACUGCAGGAUCUCCUGGAGAAAGCCAGGUCGAAGGGCCUCCUUGCUGAGACUAUACAAGAUGCCGGCCACACAGAGGUCGAACCAGGCACCACCACUGUUCUCGCGAUUGGCCCUGCUCCAGCGAGGCGCUUGGACGCUGUGACUGGGCAUCUCAAGCCCUUGCCGGACCGGGUCCAACAGAUAGAGAAGCAAAACAAGAAGCUGCUGGAACGUGCGGAGCGAUUGCAGAAAGAAGUCGAUGAGGAGAAGAGGAAACACAAGAGGCUGGCGAAGCAGUUUUCCGCGUUCCGGCAGUAUCUCUGA